GAGAGAACCAUGGCACCACACUUUGCACUCAGAGCUUGCCAUGUGUUGUUGAUGGUGCUGAGUGUAACCGCAUCUGAGGACUUUGACUGGACAAAGACUGACAAGGGAUCCUUCUACUAUGGAACUUUUCCAACUGGGUUUUCAUGGGGUGCCGGCAGCUCGGCCUACCAAACUGAGGGCGCCUGGGACAGAGAUGGCAAAGGCAUGAGCAUCUGGGAUGCAUUCGCCCACAAAAAAGGCAAAAUCUUCUUUAAUGACACCGGAGACUCCUCCUGUGAGGGAUAUUAUAAAGCCAAGGAUGACAUUGUCUUAAUGAAAGACUUGAAGUUAAACCACUACCGCUUCUCAAUCUCUUGGCCUCGGAUCCUACCAAAUGGAGUUAAAUCACUUCAUAUAAAUGAAAAAGGAAUCCAGUAUUAUGAUGACCUAAUCGAUCAUCUGCUGGAGAAUAAAAUCACCCCGAUUGUUACUCUCUAUCACUGGGAUCUACCUCAGGUUUUAGAGGAUAAAUAUGGGGGAUGGCAAAACAUCAGCAUGGUCAGCUAUUUCAAUGACUUUGCCAAUUUAUGCUUUGAGAGAUUUGGUAAUCGAGUGAAAUACUGGAUUACAUUCAACAAUCCAUGGGCUGCAGCUGUGGAGGGCUAUGAGACAGGGGAGCAUGCACCUGGACUAAAGCUAAGAGGCACAGGAUCGUACAAGGCCGCCCAUAACAUGAUAAAGGCACAUGCAAAGGUUUGGCACACUUAUGACACCCAGUGGCGGAGCAAACAAAAAGGACUGGUGGGGAUCUCGCUGUUAGCUGACUGGGGAGAGCCGGUUGACACCACCAAUCAGAAGGACAUUGAGGCUGCAGAGAGAUAUGUGCAGUUCAGUUUGGGAUGGUUUGCCACACCACUCUUUAAUGGAGACUACCCUCAAGUGAUGAAAGACUACAUAGGAAGGAAGAGUGCUCAGCAAGGGUUGGGGACUUCCCGUCUGCCCAUGUUCACCUCCCAGGAGAAGAGCUACAUCCGGGGCACCUGUGACUUCCUGGGGAUCGGCCACUUCACCACCCGCUACGUCACCCAGAAGAACUUCCCUUCUAACCGCGGGAGCAGCUUCUUCACUGACCGUGACCUGGCCGAGCUGGUAGAUCCCCGCUGGCCUGACCCUGGCUCAGAGUGGCUCUACUCUGUGCCCUGGGGAUUCCGGCGUCUGCUGAACUUCGUCAAGACCCAGUAUGGAAACCCAAUGAUAUAUGUGACGGAGAAUGGAGUGUCAGAGAAGAUGAUGUGUACAGAUUUAUGUGACGACUGGAGGAUGCAGUACUUUAGGGAAUACAUCAAUGAAAUGCUUAAGGCAAUAAAAGAUGGUGUUGACGUCAAAGGAUACACUGCUUGGUCUCUGCUGGACAAGUUUGAAUGGGAUGAGGGCUUCUCUGAGAGAUUUGGUCUGUACUAUGUGGACUUUGGAAGCAAAGACAAGCCCCGGUAUCCCAAGGCCUCUGUUCAAUACUACAAACGAAUCAUCAGCUCCAAUGGCUUCCCCAAUCAGAGGGAGGUUGAGAGCUGGAAGAGGAAGGCAUCAGAAACAUGCUCCUCAAGUAAUCAGCUCCUUGCUGCUGAUCCUUUGACAAGCCACAUGGAGAUGGUCACUGAGAUUGUGGUUCCCACUGUGUGCACUUUGUGCAUCCUCCUCAGCGCCAUAUUCCUCAUGUUUCUACUCCGACGCCGAAUCUAGACGAGAUUCCACUGCCAUUCAUGUCCUUUACAGACAACUGUACAUUAGCUGUACCCAUUUUUUUUAUUGUCUUUAUCAAAUGUUUUGGCCACAUAGAGGUCCAUUCAUAAAAGAUGGCCUCUGUGAUUCUGAGGAAGUCAAUCAUGGAAAGAAUGUUGAAUUUUUAAGUGUCACUUAACAUUUCAGAAAGAUGAUGGCUCAGAAAUUUCAAUGUGUAGAUUCAUUUUUAGCAUCAAUCCACCCAGAUUUUCCCAUAUUUGAAAGCAGGUUUGGUGUUUGACGUGGAAAAGGUUAGGCUGGGUCAUAGGAAAGUGAAUGCAAUUGUAUAGGUCGAAAAUAAUACACUUAUAUAACUUAAACAAG
Clupea harengus (Atlantic herring) is the source of this 2082-nucleotide messenger RNA. It is a transcript of the gene lctla, whose product is annotated as lactase like a. The record is from RefSeq and is a predicted model, not a curated record. Gene Ontology annotation, molecular function: hydrolase activity, hydrolyzing O-glycosyl compounds. Lineage: Eukaryota; Metazoa; Chordata; Actinopteri; Clupeiformes; Clupeidae. Gene Ontology annotation, biological process: carbohydrate metabolic process.